This is a messenger RNA of Aspergillus steynii IBT 23096, 1737 nucleotides long. Its product is annotated as VOC family protein. The transcript is spliced from 2 exons. NCBI's taxonomy places the organism in Eukaryota, Fungi, Ascomycota, Eurotiomycetes, Eurotiales, Aspergillaceae. The record is from RefSeq and is a predicted model, not a curated record. Bases 1 to 1737 code for a protein of 578 amino acids.
AUGCCUGUCUCUCAUCUGACCCUGACGGUCUCGCACCUCCCCACCUCGACGUCAUUCUUCCUCUCCUGCCUACAACCCCUGGGCUAUCAGUUCAUUGGCCGUCAUGACGACUACAUUGGCUUUGGCCAGAAUGCCGGUGAGCCGGCCGACUUCUGGAUAACCGAACAAAAACCUGGAGUCCCAGCUGGUGCCGCACAUGUUGCGUUCCCUGCCCCUUCCAAGGAUGCAGUGGGCGCGUUCUUCAUCUCCGCGCUGAAGGCUGGCGGAAAGAUCCACGGCGAGCCCAAGACCCGGGAUUCGGAGUCGGGUUACUACAGCGCAGCUAUCGUCGACGUCGACGGCAACAGCAUCGAAGCCGUCUUCCGACCCAGCACUUCGUCCGCCCGCUCGGAAGUCAGCAGACCGGCUCUGGCUUUGCUCGAAAACGGAUCCGUUGUCUCCAAGGCCACCAGCAAGGUCAGCUCGGUCAAGCCGGAAAGCGUUGCGCCGCCGAGAUCCGAAGCCCGGUCUCAUGUCUCCAGAGGAAUGAGUGCCGUUGACCGAGAACGAUCUGCCCCCUCCGAAAGAGGCGCGCCCUCCGUUUCUCCGCGAGAGAUCCAGCAGGCUCCGUCGCCGACGUACGUUGUUCACCACACGACCCAGAAGACCGAUGACGGCAAGGCCGCGAAGACCAUCGUCGGCACCCUGAUCGGAGCUGCUGCCGGUGCAGCACUCGCAUAUGCCAUGGCCAAGGGCGACUCCGAGUCGUCGUCCGAGACCUCGCCGCCGCCUCAGUAUUCGCCGCGCGACAUCGCCCAGCUCAUCGCCCCUUCGCAGGCCUCGUCGCAGACGCACGAACCGCAGGCCUUCCGGGCCCUCGAGGCGCCUCCCCCAAGAAGCACCUACUCUCAGUCCGAGAUGCGCCCUUCGCUGACCCGCAGCGUCACCUCGAAGAACCCCCGUGCCAGCACCAUCUACGAGGGCACGGAAUACGUCCCCCGGGGUGGCGGCAGCGUCUACAUGGACGAUAACGGCCGUCGCGCCUCGGAAGGAAGCGUCUACAGCUCUGCCUCACGGGAGGUGCCUCUGCGGGCAAUCGAGUAUCCCCCGCCUCUCGACUCGCGAGGCUACGCCAGCACGUUCAUCAGCAGCUUCCCCGAUCGCUCGCGGGCGAUGGACAACGGCAGCGUGUACUCGUCGUCCACCAUCAAGCCCUCCAAGGCCAACUACCAGGACCACCACUCUUCCCACCACAGCUCCCACCAGUCCUCGCACCACUCCUCUCGCCAUUCCAUGACGCGAUCCCACUCCGGCAGCGCCGCCUCCUCCGUCCGCAGCGCCCGCCACGCCCCCGAGGGCUCCGUCGCGUCCUACCGCAGCGGCACCAAAUCCAAAGUGACAGCCCGCGACGUCCCCCUUCCCGAGAGCGUCAUCGACGGCUGCGACGUGAACACCCAAGUCACCCCCGAUGACUCCAUCAGCCAGGUGGACAACUCCGAGCGCCGCUCCUCCUACUCCCACCACUCCCACCGGUCCCACGCCUCCAAGCCGGCCUCCCGCGUCUCCUCCAAGCACUCCAGCAAGUUCGACGAGCCCGUCCGCCCCAGCGACAGCGUCAGCCAGGUCUCCAGCCACGCCCCCAGCCAAGCCUCCAAGGCUUCGCAGCGCACCAUCAAGGCCGGUGGGGGCAGCAUAGCGGGUGGCUCCAAGGCCGGGUCGAAGAUCAGUCCCAGCCGUCGGGGGAGCCAGGUUGCCUAG